Messenger RNA from Nerophis ophidion (straightnose pipefish), 1052 nucleotides. RefSeq names its product musculoskeletal, embryonic nuclear protein 1b (gene mustn1b). The coding region runs from base 153 to 452 and encodes 99 amino acids. The transcript is spliced from 5 exons. The record is from RefSeq and is a predicted model, not a curated record. Gene Ontology annotation, cellular component: nucleus. Gene Ontology annotation, biological process: tissue regeneration; chondrocyte differentiation; chondrocyte proliferation. Lineage: Eukaryota; Metazoa; Chordata; Actinopteri; Syngnathiformes; Syngnathidae.
AAUAAUACACGCUGACAACAGGCACCGAUGGACCGAAGCGAGGGGGCGGGGGGCUUGACUCCCCCAAGUCCAGGACCAGGACUAUAAAUACAACCAUCCAGUCAAGGCGAGCCCAAGACACAGCAGCAAGAACCCACAGGACUCGGAGCGACAUGUCACAGCCCGGCGAAGUCAAGAAGAAAAAGCGUCCGCCGAUGAAGGAGGAGGACCUGAAGGGAGCCCGCAGUAAACUGGGACUGAAGGGCGAGGUGAAGAGUAAGACCUAUGAGGUCAUGGCGGAGUGCGAGCGGAUGGGCAAAGUGGCCCCAUCAGUUUUUAGCGGCGUGCGGACCGGGACCGAGACCUCCCUGGACAAGCCACCCGCCAAAGCUCCUGGAGCGAGCGUGUUCAACAAAUGCAGCGUGGGUGGAGGUCACAAUGUUUGCUUUAAGUGGAGACACAACCUUUGUUGACUCAAGACCUUAAAACAAUUAUUGCACAGUGACAACUUUGUUCCCAUCGAUGAAAAGCAAACCCAAUGACCAAAACCUACCCUGACCAACAUCAUUAAAGGGAGUGUCCUUCACUGUACUCACAAGUGUUUGCUCCUGUUUAUCUUUGCAGAGCGGAUGGGCAAAGUGGCCCCAUCAGUUUUUAGCGGCGUGCGGACCGGGACCGAGACCUCCCUGGACAAGCCACCCGCCAAAGCUCCUGGAGCGAGCGUGUUCAACAAGUAGUCCCUCGCCGCACCUUUCAUCAUUACUCCGAGAAACAACUGUUAUUUUUAUCAAAGUGCAGCUUUUUUUUUCCACCUGGACAGAUGCAGCGUGGGUGGAGGUCACAAUGUUUGCUUUAAGUGGAGACACAACCUUUGUUGACUCAAGACCUUAAAACAAUUAUUGCACAGUGACAACUUUGGUGAGUCCAACAUUGGCACAUAUUUCUUACUCUUUUUUUUCUUUUUUUUUUACAAAAUAAAUAAUGUCACAAUGACUUAAAACCUCAUGAUCAGCCACUCCCUUUGCUUACAGUGUGGACAAAAUCACUUGAAUAUAAAUCUCUUCAUAAAUGGA